AUGUUAAGCCAAUAAAAAGAAAAUGAUGAUGAAAUCUUGUCUGAAAAUAAUGAUGGUAAUGUAGAAAUAGUAAAUUUUGAUUAAUUUGAAGAGAGGGAUGAAGAUAUUAUAAUCCCUUUAGAUAACAACUUUUAAUCAAUAUAAUACACGUUUGGAGAAUAAAAUUAAGUCUUGAAGGAAGAAAAGAAUGUGUUCUAAGAGAUUGUUUAAUUUAAAAAAGAAGAUGAACAAGACAAUAUAGCCAAUUUUGGUAGUAUGCAUUGUGAAGAAGACUUUUAGAGUUGGAAGGAUGAAAAUAAACAAAUUAAUGAAGUUGAAUAGGUUUAAUAAAUGAAUUAGAUUGAAGCUAUGACAUAAAGAUAAGAGAAAUAAGCUUAAAUAAUAUAUCAACCCGAUUAUAUUAUUGAUAUGAAAGAGUUCUUGUAAAAACCAAUUGAUUAAUGUAAAAAGAUAUUUUGAAUAUUUUAUUAGAACAUUUAAUAUAACUGACAAUAGUUAAGGAUAAAAAUGGCAUUAAUAAAUUUCACCAUAAAUAUCUAUUAUAUUUAAGUGGUUAACCCAAUAGAUUUUUAUGUUCAGCAAAACGAUAGGCAUUCAGUUAACAAAUUCAUUAUGUAUUAUCUAUACUUUAAGACAAAUUUGAUAGAAAACAUAAAUCUUGUUUAGGAAAGAUAAAAGGAUCUGGUGGAACAUUUAAAUUAUAUGACACAGGUGAUAAUCCAAAAGAUGUGAAGUUUUUAGAUAAAGUAAGAAAAGAAUUAUGUUUGAUCAAUUUUCAAAAUUCUAAAUAGACAGGGCAAAUUAGAUAGAGUGUGAUUAUACCUAAGAUUAAAGAUGGAUAAGCUUAUGAAUUUAAACCAUUAAAUGAUACAGAUGGAUUAUUAAAAGCCUAUUAUUCAUUAGAAUAUAAGGAUUAAAUUAUGCAUUUUAUGAAUAAGAUUCCAAUUUACAAUAAAGAGAAAAAUAAAUAUUAAUUAUAAUUUAAUGAUAGAGUGACUAUGUCAUCUGCAAAGAAUUGUAUAAUACAUGAUAUCAACUGUACAGAUAAAAAUACUUUUGUAUUAUAAUUUGGAAAAUGUGCAAAAAAGACUUAUUCAGUAGAUAUAUGUUAUCCUUUAUCUAUUUUAUAAGGAUUUGCAAUAAGUAUCUCAUAAUUUGAGAAAAAAGAUUGA
Paramecium pentaurelia is the source of this 1172-nucleotide messenger RNA. The record is from the annotation of a GenBank genome assembly. Lineage: Eukaryota; Ciliophora; Oligohymenophorea; Peniculida; Parameciidae.